This is a messenger RNA of Pipistrellus kuhlii (Kuhl's pipistrelle), 1614 nucleotides long. RefSeq names its product Kin17 DNA and RNA binding protein (gene KIN). The record is from RefSeq and is a predicted model, not a curated record. Gene Ontology annotation, cellular component: nucleus. Gene Ontology annotation, molecular function: double-stranded DNA binding. Bases 1 to 1359 code for a protein of 452 amino acids. The transcript has 12 exons. Gene Ontology annotation, biological process: DNA damage response; DNA replication. NCBI's taxonomy places the organism in Eukaryota, Metazoa, Chordata, Mammalia, Chiroptera, Vespertilionidae.
AUGGUGGUACUGGCCCCGCUGAAGGUCGGUCAGACAGGCCUCGCCGCGCAUGCGCGGGAGCUCCCCACGCCCCUUCCCGCCCCACUUCCUUCCUCAGUCUCGUUUCCUGAUGCCGAACGGAGGCAAACCUCGCGAGCUUUCAGGGCCCAGCCUUCCGAGGCCCCACCUUCCUCCGGCGCCGGGCUGGUAUUUGUCCCGCCCACUCCUAUCGGCUCCAUUCCGCUUCCGGUUGUCUGGGCUCUGGGUUCCCGAGGGAUAUUGCUGCGGUGGUCGCGAUGGGAAAGUCAGAUUUUCUUACCCCGAAGGCCAUUGCCAACAGGAUCAAAUCCAAGGGCCUUCAGAAGCUGCGCUGGUAUUGCCAGAUGUGCCAGAAGCAGUGUCGGGACGAGGGAAUUCCGAAAUGACUUUCUAGAACUUCUCAGGAGACGAUUUGGCACUAAGAGAGUUCACAACAACAUUGUUUAUAAUGAAUAUAUCAGCCACCGAGAACACAUCCACAUGAAUGCCACUCAGUGGGAAACUCUGACUGACUUUACCAAAUGGCUGGGCAGAGAAGGCUUGUGCAAAGUAGAUGAGACACCUAAAGGCUGGUACAUUCAGUACAUAGACAGGGACCCAGAAACUAUCCGCCGGCAACUGGAACUAGAGAAAAAGAAGAAGCAGGACCUUGAUGAUGAAGAAAAAACUGCUAAAUUUAUUGAAGAACAAGUGAGAAGAGGUCUGGAAGGGAAAGAACAGGAAGCCCCUGUUUUUACAGAAUUAAGCAGAGAAAAUGAUGAAGAGAAAGUGGCAUUUAAUUUGAAUAAAGGAGCAUGUAGUUCGACAGCAACAUCUUCCAAGUCAAGUUCUUUGGGACCAAGUGCAUUGAAGGUGAUAGAGGCCACAGCAUCAGUGAAACGAAAAGAACCUUCCCAUAGCUCAGCUCAACCAAAAGAAAAGAAGAAAAAGAAGUCUGCACUGGAUGAAAUCAUGGAGAUUGAAGAGGAAAAGAAAAGAGCUGCCCGAACAGAUUACUGGCUACAGCCUGAAAUAAUUGUGAAAAUUAUAACCAAAAAACUUGGAGAGAAAUAUCACAAGAAAAAAGGCAUUGUUAAGGAAGUAAUUGACAAAUAUACAGCUGUUGUAAAGAUGAUUGACUCUGGAGAUAAGCUGAAACUUGACCAGACUCAUUUAGAAACAGUAAUUCCAGCACCAGGAAAAAGAAUUCUUGUUUUAAAUGGAGGCUACAGAGGAAAUGAAGCUAUCUUAGAAUCCAUCAAUGAGAAGACAUUUUCAGCUACUAUAGUCAUUGAAACUGGCCCUUUAAAAGGACGCAGAGUUGAAGGAAUUCAAUAUGAAGAUAUUUCUAAACUUGCUUGAGUUUGAAAAUUUGUGAACAUAUUAAAAUACUAAAGCAUCAAAUUGGUGUUCGCCAAGGCAUUAUGAGACUCUACUGUGUCAGGGUAUUUCUUUUAUAUACAACAAAUGGAUUUAUGUAAAUAUUAUUGUAUAGUUGUUUAGCUAAACUUGUAGGAAAUCUAAUUAUGUCUUAUGAAAUAUCAAACUAUGUAAAUUUGUUCUUAUUUUUGUUUAUAAUAUUCCUUUGAUUUUUAAAAUUUGCAUUAAAAUAAUAUU